Molecule: messenger RNA, 757 nt
Organism: Coregonus sp. 'balchen'
Lineage: Eukaryota; Metazoa; Chordata; Actinopteri; Salmoniformes; Salmonidae
Source: the annotation of a GenBank genome assembly
AUGGCAAGACUGUUUGACAUGUGGAGUCGCAGUGGAGUGGGGGAGAAGAUGCUGAAGGACCGCCAGCAGGAGGAGUCUCACAACACACACAGCAACAACAACGUGAGGGAGGGAGGAUCAGGGAGAGAGGGAGGAUCAGGGAGGGAGGGAGGAUCAGGGAGGGAGGAUCAGGGAGGGAGGGAGGAUGAGGGAGGGAGGAUCAGGGAGGGAGGGAGGGAGGGAGGGAGUGUUAAAAGGAAGAAAAUCCUUACUCACUAUUAGAGAUGGAAUAGCAGACAUCAUACUUUUACAGAGUUUUGAUGAUGCCGUUUUUUAAAGGAGUGCUCUAGAUAUUGUAGAAUUGUGUAUUUUAAUGCGAUUGUUCUAAAGGAUUUCUGUAUGAAGCCCCUAGUCAAAGAUACCUGUGCGCUGUCUGUCACAUGUGUCCUGCAGGGACCUGUGACCUGUCACAACGCCUCCUUCACUGACCUGGCUGAGAUCGUGUCCCGCAUCGAGCUGGCCAAACCUGCUCUGGUAGACGGUGAGACUGGCACAUUAUCUUAUCAGCACAUAGAGCAGCAGAGUGCUGUGGAGGUCAUGGAGGUCAAACAGGCAUCUGAAGGUGUAGGCAACAAUAAUACCACAUGACCUCUGAGAUCUUAGCUAUUUGGCAACAAGAGUCCCAUCCUGUUUUCACAACCUCACAGCAACAUUUUCACAACUUUGUAAAAAUUAUUUUAUUUUGCCAGCUGGGAAGAGGCUGCGAGCCAGUAGCUAG